AUGGUAUCUUCCCACGUCGACUGGGCAUCAAAGCAAGAUCAAGCUCACAAGCUAGAUGUCGAACUAGAUAAUAGCCAGAUAUGGGAGAAUGAUGCCUCAAGAGCAAUACAAGUCCAAAAAAAGUUGGCUGAACUACGACAGGACUUGGCUGAAUACAAGCUAUUCACUGAUCAGGUUCAGGACAUGUCGGGAAUGCUAGAACUCGCUCGUGAGGAAGGUGAUGCUGCCUUGAUUCAAGACGUAUCUUCAGACAUUUUAUCGCUAAAGGACAAGUUACAAAAGUACUCUGUGCGUCUCCUCAUGUCAGAUCCCGAAGAUCAGAACGACUGCUUCCUAGAGUUCAAAUCCGGCGCUGGUGGCGCUGAAGCUGGCCUCUUCGCCGUCAUGCUAAUUCGAAUGUACGAACGCUGGGCCGCAUCAACAGGCAGAUUCGAAGCCACAAUCCUCGAUUCAUCUUCCACAGACCACGACGGCAUAAAAGCAGCCACUCUCCAAAUAUCAGGUCCAUAUGCAUAUGGCUGGCUCAGACACGAAGCUGGAAUACAUCGGCUAGUCCGUGUAUCCCCGCUAGACGCAAAUGGGAGACGGCAUACGUCGUUCGUGUCUGUGCUUGUAUACCCGGAUGCCUCAGUUGAUGAAUCCAGUGGUGGUGAAGAAGUGUCGGUUAAAGAUGUCAAGAUUGAAGUCAUGAGAGCGCAAGGAGCUGGAGGACAGCAUGUCAAUAAGACAGAGUCUGCGGUUAGGCUGACACAUAUACCUACUGGGAUUAUUGUUGCGUGUCAAUUCGGGCGUUCGCAACACCAAAAUCGAGCACUCGCAUUCAAGUUGCUGAAAGCCAAACUAAUGGAACGUGAAAUGAGAGCAAGGGCUCAAGUCAAAUCAGAUCUCCAUUCAGCACUACCAGACAACAAUUUCGGAUCUCAGAUCAGAUCAUAUGUUUUACAGCCAUACCAAAUGAUUAAGGAUUUGCGGACCGGGUAUGAGCAGUCUGAUAUCGAUGGUGUUUUAGAAGGAGGCGAUCUUCAGCGAGAGUUCUCUGAUGCACUUUGGUAA
Messenger RNA from Synchytrium microbalum, 1053 nucleotides. RefSeq lists its product as uncharacterized. The record is from RefSeq and is a predicted model, not a curated record. Gene Ontology annotation, biological process: translational termination. Bases 1 to 1053 code for a protein of 350 amino acids. The transcript has 8 exons. Gene Ontology annotation, molecular function: translation release factor activity, codon specific. NCBI's taxonomy places the organism in Eukaryota, Fungi, Chytridiomycota, Chytridiomycetes, Synchytriales, Synchytriaceae. Gene Ontology annotation, cellular component: cytoplasm.